CUUUUUCCCCUUGUAUUUUCCCUGCUACCUCCGCCUUUGUAUUUUGUUGCCAUAGCACUCUCAUCCGACUUUUCAUAAGAAAGCUACUGUGAUGCUCAAUCUUCUUGUACCGCCAUGGGCAACAUCUCGUCCCUCUUCGAGUCUGCGCCAGAGGAGCACAUGGCAAGCUACGCCAUUCAGCUCGAACAACAGAGGCCUGUAGUGGUCUGGCCACCAACUGCCGAUGCUCUGCCAGGCCAUGUUCGCGUCGAAUUCUAUGCUCAUCGGUUCAAAGUGCGCCACAAACUCAGAGCGGACAUAUCCUCUACCAUUCGCGUCGAGCCAUCUGGUGAUCUCUCUCUGUUUGCGCUUCGGAAACUAUGGGGAUUGGAAACAUGCAUGAUCAUCGACCCCGAUAACCUGCAGCUGGGAUUUCCGCAUGACCCAAAUGUAUUACCAGCAAAUGUGGUGCAGGAGCUCAUUUGUCGACAUGGGUGUAUCAAGGUUAUCGAACCGUAUGUAUCUGCGGACACGCUUGCAUAUCGCCAACUCAGACAGAUUGCCAUGGCGCUCUGCUCUGUUGUCUUCUCUUGGCUCACUCUCGUGCGACUCGAUUUUGAGAAGGAUCAAAAAUUGUUAGCACGACACUUUUCCGGUUACAUUCAGCAACCAUUCAACCCAGAGAGGACGAGGUUGGAGUUUCUCAGGGCCAUAGGCUGGUCUAUCGGGGCUGCCGAGCUGCUCUCGAUGUUCAUCAGCGUGAGGGAGGAUGGCUGGCUCGUAAUAUGUUGGAGUGUGGUGGUGACCAGCGCAUUCAUUGCUGGAUGUUCUGAGCAUUUCUACAACCUGAAGCACGAUGUACUGAUACCAACACUCUGCUAGUGGAUUCCCAUGAAUAUGUGUUAUGCCUACCUAUAUGCUCUAUGAAUUCUAU
This is a messenger RNA of Mycena citricolor, 913 nucleotides long. Lineage: Eukaryota; Fungi; Basidiomycota; Agaricomycetes; Agaricales; Mycenaceae. The record is from the annotation of a GenBank genome assembly.